Messenger RNA from Echinostoma caproni, 747 nucleotides. NCBI's taxonomy places the organism in Eukaryota, Metazoa, Platyhelminthes, Trematoda, Plagiorchiida, Echinostomatidae. The record is from the annotation of a GenBank genome assembly.
ACGAACGAACAGAAUUUCAUCAAAUUCACCAAUCGUGUGAUCAAUGACAUGUCUUUUUUGCUCGAGGAGGCAUUGGAUGGAUUGAAGAAGGUGCGAGAGCUGCAAGAUUUGCGUGACGAUUCGGCCCGUUGGUCAGAAUUACCGAGACAGCAACAAAUCGCUCGAAUGGGUGAAUUAGAACAGCACGAGCGCCAGGUGCGUUCCUAUCUGACAUUGGCCAAUCAGACGGUUAGCAUGUUGUACCAUCUGACGUCCGAGAUUCGCGGUCCGUUUCUGCGCCCGGAGAUAGUCGAUAAACUGGCCGCUAUGCUAAAUUUUAAUCUUGUUCAACUUUGUGGGCCACGUUGUAGCUCCCUGAAAGUGCGCAAUCCCGAGUCAUACGGAUGGGCCCCAAAAACACUAUUGGCUCAGUUGGUUGCAAUUUAUCGUCACCUAGAUUCAGAAGACGGUCAAUUCGCACUAGCCUUGUCCAAAGACGAGCGAUGCUUUUCAAGGUCGCUAUUCGAUUGCGCUUGUGUUCUCAUGUCUCGUCACAGAAUACAAACACCUGAAGAAUUGGAGCGUUUUGCACGUCUUGGAGCCAAGCUUGACGUUGUCAAGCUCCACUCUCUGAAGCAUGAACCUAAAAAUACUUUGAGAGAUGAACGAGAAGCCUGGUGGACGCUACGUGCAGUGGAGGUGGAAUCAUCCGCUGAGUGCGGAAACACUCGGCAACUCAUCCGACCUACGGGCCCUAAAAGACGUUAG